Messenger RNA from Coturnix japonica (Japanese quail), 7891 nucleotides. Lineage: Eukaryota; Metazoa; Chordata; Aves; Galliformes; Phasianidae. The record is from RefSeq and is a predicted model, not a curated record.
GCAGCGGGAGGAGGAAAAAGCGGCCGCGAUGUUCACGGCGGCGUCCAGAACUGCCGUAACUGGCAGCUGUGCGGAUGUCACGGAACUCAGUGGAGCUGCUUUAAGUCCCGAUGUCUCGGUGCUUCCGGUGCUGUAGUGCUCAUCCAGCCGCACGGUUCACCGAGGGACAAAAGCUCUGUCCGGAUCUGUGCACUCAGGCAGUGUCGUGGUGGGCACAGCGGGUGCCACAUCUCAGGGCUUUCCCGUGUUCACACAGCAGCGAUAAGGCCGCAGUGCUGGACGGCCACUGGUUUCCCCAGACCCAAAGUAGCUUCUGCCCCGUGCAGCGAGUUCCUGUUCAUCCACAUUUAACAAAGUUACCCAGCGUUUCCAUGGGCUGAUCCAUUGGGCAGCUGGAAGAAACCAAAGGCCCAGAAUGCUGUGUAAAGAGGCUCCUGUGGAAACAGGGGCCAGUUUGUUUUCCUGGCAGUGCCACGCUGAGUUGUUGGUGGGCACCGUGAGGAAGUGCUGCUCAUGGUGCAAACCUCCACAGCACCAGGGCUGGUAGGGCUGCUCAACCAAUGGACUCACUGAUGGAUUUACUGCUGCAGGACACAGCAGUGCAGAGCGGGGCUGCUUGGAGCUGGGAGGCAGUGGGGCAGGCUCAGAGCACCUUCCCAGCACAUGGCAGCUCCCUGUCUAUGCUGCUUCCCCUUAUCCUACUGAUGUGGCCAAACCUCCACAGCAGCGUGCUGGGCAAUGGUUCACACAACAGCUGGUAUCCCCAGCACUAUGGAGGAGGUCUCCAUGCUCUGCAGGAGAUGAGCUGCUGUCUCUGUAGCCUGUGCUUGUUGUCGCAUACAUUUUAUAUCACACCUGCUGUAUUCACGUACUGCACCUCCUGAGAGCUGGGGAGGUUUAUGAACGUUAAAUAUUUGAUGCAUCGUCAAAACGAGUAACUCAGGAUGAUCAGAGACUCAGUGGGCAAAUAUUCCUGACUGGAAAAUAGCCUUUCCCAAGGAGGAAUAUAUACCUCAGGUUUGUUUUCUUGCUCGUUCCCUUAGUCACAGAGUCUUGCUGUGCUACGAGGUGGCUAAAUGGUGGCAUUUUAAAUACAAUUUUAGCAGGUGGUUGAGCCUGGAGGAGUGUAAAGAUGUGGUGGGAGAGAAACACUUAAUUGUGAUGACUUACUAAGGAAAGUCAUAUUGCUGGGAUAAGAACAGACCUUCAUCAUAACAUCUGUAAGUGGUGUUCCAUUGGGUGUUGUGUCACUGGAAUGAGGGUGUGCUUCUCUAAACCUGACACGUCUGCUUUGGGACCCCCAAUGACAACCAAAAGGUGUUAAAUAGUCGUGAUCUGUUUGUUUGUGUUGAAGGUUGGGUGCUUUACUUUCAGUCAUGGAGCUCUGGAACUCUCCCAUUGCAAAUGACAUCUGCAUGUUUGCAGCAGAACAGAAGGGCACAGAGUUGGUUUUCUUUCCUGGAAGGGAGAAGGAAGUGUGAUGAGGUUUGUGUUCACAGCACACAGUUGUGUUGAUUCUGUUCCGGAUGUAGGGAUACACUGUAUUCUUCUCAAUAUCUUUCAUUUCCAGACUGAUUUCACUUGGUGAGCUUUGGUGUUGGAUAUGUGAUUGGAAUGCAGAGACCUCUCUUUGUUCCUCUGGGCAAUGGGAGGCUUAGAGAACAUCAUGUCCCCGUGUUGCAUCUUUUCAGUGUGAAAAUGCACAUCCUGAGGUGUGUUUUGGGAAGAUCCCUCAUCAUCGUCUUAAUGGUUUUAAGACUGGACUUUGACAUUCUUUUCAUGACAGAGGUUUCCAAGUAGUUGUCUUGCUAUAACUUUGAGAAGAAGUUCUAUGUAGCUCUUUCGAGAGUGCUGCAAAAAUGAUUACUUCAGAUUUGCCAGUACUACAGGAUUCUACAAAUGAAACUACUGCACAUUCAGAUGCUGGCAGUGAGCUUGAAGAAACAGAAGUCAAAGGAAAAAGAAAAAGGGGCCGUCCUGGCAGGCCUCCAGUUUUCUUUGCCCAGUCUGCCACUAAGAAACCUCGGAAGUCUCCAGGAGACAAAGGUCGAUCUGAGUCUGGAGCUAGAGGAGCAAGUCGUGGAAGAGCUAAUGGCCACCCUCAGCAGAAUGGAGAAGGGGACCCUGUCACUUUGUUUGAAGUGGUUAAACUGGGAAAGAGUGCUAUGCAGUCCGUGGUGGACGACUGGAUUGAAUCAUAUAAACAAGACAGGGACAUAGCACUUCUGGAUUUAAUCAACUUCUUUAUCCAGUGUUCAGGAUGUCGAGGUACUGUAAGAAUUGAAAUGUUCAGGAACAUGCAAAAUGCAGAAAUAAUAAGGAAAAUGACAGAAGAAUUUGAUGAGGACAGUGGUGAUUACCCCCUUACCAUGCCUGGGCCACAGUGGAAGAAGUUUCGAUCCAACUUUUGUGAGUUCAUUGGAGUGCUCAUUCGACAGUGUCAAUAUAGCAUCAUCUAUGAUGAGUACAUGAUGGACACGGUCAUCUCUCUUCUGACUGGUUUGUCAGAUUCCCAGGUCCGGGCUUUCAGGCACACCAGUACAUUAGCUGCUAUGAAGCUUAUGACUGCUCUUGUGAAUGUUGCCUUAAACCUGAGCAUUCAUCAGGAUAAUACACAGAGGCAGUACGAAGCUGAGAGAAACAAAAUGAUUGGCAAGAGAGCUAAUGAAAGACUGGAGCUGCUGCUUCAAAAAAGAAAAGAGCUACAAGAAAAUCAAGAUGAAAUCGAAAAUAUGAUGAACUCUAUUUUUAAGGGCAUAUUUGUUCAUAGAUACCGUGAUGCUAUUGCUGAGAUUAGAGCUGUCUGUAUUGAAGAAAUUGGUGUCUGGAUGAAAAUGUACAGUGAUGCCUUCCUGAAUGAUAGUUAUUUAAAAUAUGUUGGUUGGACACUACAUGACAGGCAAGGUGAAGUGAGGUUGAAGUGUUUGAAAGCUCUCCAAAGUCUGUAUACCAACAGAGAGUUAUUUCCAAAACUGGAGCUGUUCACUAAUAGAUUCAAGGAUCGCAUUGUAUCAAUGACACUUGACAAGGAAUAUGAUGUAGCUGUGGAAGCCAUUCGAUUAGUCACACUAAUACUUCAUGGCAGUGAAGAAGCUCUGUCAAAUGAAGACUGUGAGAAUGUUUAUCACUUAGUGUAUUCGGCACACCGGCCUGUUGCAGUAGCAGCUGGAGAAUUCCUUCACAAAAAACUGUUCAGCAGACAUGAUCCCCAAGCUGAAGAGGCUCUAGCAAAGAGGAGAGGACGAAAUAGUCCAAAUGGAAACCUCAUUAGAAUGUUGGUUCUUUUCUUUCUUGAAAGUGAGUUGCAUGAACAUGCAGCCUAUUUGGUGGACAGUUUGUGGGAGAGCUCUCAAGAACUGUUGAAAGACUGGGAAUGCAUGACAGAAUUGCUCUUGGAGGAGCCAGUCCAAGGAGAAGAAGCCAUGUCUGACCGUCAGGAGAGCGCUCUGAUAGAGCUGAUGGUGUGUACAAUCAGACAAGCUGCUGAAGCACACCCUCCAGUUGGCAGGGGCACUGGCAAAAGAGUCUUGACAGCAAAAGAAAGGAAAACGCAGAUAGAUGACAGAAAUAAAUUGACUGAGCAUUUCAUUAUUGCACUUCCUAUGUUGCUAUCAAAGUAUUCCGCUGAUGCAGAGAAGGUUGCAAAUCUCCUGCAAAUCCCUCAGUAUUUUGAUCUGGAAAUCUAUAGCACUGGCAGAAUGGAAAAGCAUCUGGAUGCCUUACUGAAACAAAUUAAGUUUGUUGUGGAAAAGCACGUGGAAUCGGAUGUUCUCGAAGCCUGCAGCAAAACCUACAGCAUACUCUGUAGUGAAGAAUAUACAAUCCAGAACAGAGUUGACAUAGCGCACAGCCAACUUAUUGAUGAGUUUGUGGAUCGGUUCAACCAUUCUGUAGAGGAUCUGCUGCAGGAGGGAGAAGAAGCUGAUGAUGAUGACAUAUACAACGUGCUCUCCACUUUGAAGAGAUUAACCUCUUUUCACAAUGCUCAUGAUCUCACGAAAUGGGAUUUGUUCAGUAACUGCUACAGAUUACUACGAACUGGAAUUGAACACGGAGCUAUGCCAGAACAGAUAGUUGUUCAGGCACUGCAGUGUUCGCAUUACUCUAUUCUCUGGCAGCUGGUGAAAAUCACUGAGGGUUCCCCUUCCAAAGAGGACUUGCUGGUAUUGAGGAAAACUGUGAAAUCCUUUCUAGCUGUCUGCCAGCAGUGUCUAUCAAACGUCAACACCCCAGUUAAGGAGCAGGCCUUCAUGCUGCUCUGUGAUCUCUUGAUGAUUUUUAGCCACCAGCUGAUGACUGGGGGUCGUGAAGGUCUUCAGCCAUUGGUGUUUAAUCCAGACUCAGGCCUUCAGUCAGAACUUCUCAGUUUUGUGAUGGACCAUGUCUUCAUUGACCAAGAUGAUGAAAACCAGAGCAUGGAGGGAGAUGAAGAAGACGAAGCGAACAAAAUAGAAGCUUUACAUAAGAGAAGAAACCUUCUGGCUGCCUUUAGCAAGCUGAUAAUUUAUGACAUUGUGGACAUGCACGCAGCUGCUGAUAUCUUCAAACACUAUAUGAAGUACUACAAUGACUAUGGGGAUAUCAUUAAGGAAACCCUGAGCAAAACAAGGCAAAUUGAUAAAAUCCAGUGUGCAAAGACACUCAUUCUCAGUUUGCAACAGCUGUUCAAUGAACUUGUUCAGGAGCAAGGUCCUAAUCUGGACAGGACAUCUGCCCACGUUAGUGGAAUUAAGGAACUGGCUCGUCGGUUUGCCCUCACUUUUGGCUUGGAUCAGAUCAAGACAAGGGAGGCUGUGGCCACACUACACAAGGAUGGAAUAGAGUUUGCCUUCAAAUAUCAGAAUCAAAAGGGACAAGACUAUCCACCUCCUAACCUUGCUUUCCUGGAAGUGCUUAGUGAAUUUUCUUCUAAACUCCUGCGGCAGGACAAAAAGACUGUUCACACCUACUUAGAAAAGUUUCUGACAGAGCAGAUGAUGGAGAGAAGAGAAGACGUGUGGCUCCCACUGAUUUCUUAUAGGAACUCACUAGUUACAGGCGGCGAAGAUGACAGGAUGUCUGUUAACAGUGGGAGCAGCAGCAGCAAAACCUCUUCGGUCAGAAAUAAGAAAGGACGGCCACCGCUACACAAAAAGAGAGUAGAAGAUGAGAGUCUGGAAGGUUCUUGGCUGAACAGGAAUGAGAACAUCCAUACUCCAGGAGCACUGCAGCCACCACAGCUCACCUCAACUGUCUUGAGAGAGAACACCAGACAAAUGGGGGAGCAGAUCCAGGAGCACGAGUCGGAGCAGGGAUCUGAACAAGAUUUUUUACACAAUCCCCAGAUGCAGAUAUCGUGGUUGGGCCAACAGAAGCUAGAAGAUUUAAAUCGAAAGGACAGGACAGGAAUGAACUACAUGAAAGGAAGGACUGGCGUAAGGCACGCAGUACGCGGUCUAAUGGAAGAUGACGCUGAACCCAUCUUCGAAGAUGUAAUGAUGUCCUCACGAGGUCAGCUAGAGGAUAUGAAUGAAGAAUUUGAGGACACAAUGGUCAUUGAUCUGCCACCUUCAAGAAACCGACGAGAACGGGCUGAGCUGAGGCCAGACUUCUUUGACUCCGCAGCUAUCAUUGAGGAUGAUUCAGGAUUUGGAAUGCCAAUGUUCUGAAGUCUGCUGAAGACAUUUUACAAAUUUGGAACUCUAUUGUUUAGAGCUAGAGGCCUAUAUACUGUGAUAGCUUGUAUGAAAACCACAUUUUUGAUGUGAUACGGUUUGAUUUUUAACCAAAUGAUUAAGGUCAAUCCCUUUUUGUAGUGACAGAAAGAAGAGGAGCUUCUUAAUGACACAAAGGAAUGUUGGCCAACCCCGUCACCUCAGAAAGGCUGACCUAGAAAAUCAUUUGUAUCCCUUGUUCUUGACUGUCCUAAUACAGAGUUGGUUUUUUUUCCUGGAUGAGGAGGAAGUUUUAAAUUGUUAAGACAGCUGUCAAAAUAAAACACUGUUCUACGGAUGUUUUCUGAAAACAUGGAGCGAUAACAGAACUUUUUAACUUUAUUUUUCUGCUGUACAAUUUAAAACGGUUUUAACAUUUGCCUUUUUAUGUUUUAAAAGCUAGCCAUUUUUAUUAAACCUAUGCCUAUCAGCCAUUGACUAGCAAUGAUGCUACAAGCAGGUCGUUCUGGCUACGGAAAAGUGUUUUUGAACACACUGGAUUUGAUUAACAUUGUGGUACGCUUAUAUCCUCUCGUAGGCAUUGAGAAGAGGUUAGAAUUCUAAUGACGUGCAUCUCUGCCAAAAAAAAAAACCCAGAUUCUGAUAUGAUAAACCCAGAUUUUAUACUCUUGAGAAGAUUUAUUUUUAUUUAUAACGGGACAUGACGUGAGAGAUGUCCAUGAAGCCACUUUUCCAACAGACGCUGUGUAACAUUCAUUUUAUAUAGCACACGGGGACACAAAAGCAGUAAGUUUUCUAUUGGUACUUGCUCUGUGCAUUUUUAGCAACUUAUACCAGCAAAUAAAGUAUUCUCAGUAAAACACACAAAUGGUUCUCAAGUAAUCACUGUGCUGUUUUUACUACCUACUUCAAGCCCUGCCAACCCGAGGUACAUAAACAGCAACUUUCCUAUUUAAAGAAACAAUAAUUCAAGGGUGGGGGAAAGGAAUUGCUUGAGCAUCCUAGAGGCAGUUUUACCUGUAGCACACAGAAAUCUUCUUUCCAUGCCAUAAACACCCUUCUGCGCUAUUUUUGUAAAUUAAUUUUGCCAGGUAGAAGUACUGUAUGUGCUGCAUAGAAAUUCGUGCUUAGAUGGUGAAGUUCUUAAGCUUACAAUGGAAUACAGCUACAUUUUCAGUGUUAACUGUGCAUAUUAAGAGUAAUUAUUUGGGGAAAGAAAUGCGAUUUUUCAAAAAAGCAAAAAACAUUUAAAAAAAAAAACAACAAAACCCAAACAGCCAAACCCCGAGCAGCCUCAGUUAAGUUCAUUGUGAUAAGAGAUUUUUCUUCAAUAAGUUGGAAUAUUGUUAUGCUUGGGUUUGAUGCCUCUACCUGGCAGCUGCUGAGUUACAGCAGGCCAGACACAGCCUGUGCUGAGCAGGCCCUGGGCAUCAGCCCCAAUCACUAACCUUCCUUUCUGCAGUCAAGAUACCAAGCAGGCUGACCCACCUGGAGCACAGCAGUUUCAGAGGUGCUUAUUGGUUUUUAUUUUUAAGCAACAGGAACUAAUGGUGGAACUUUGCUUUUUUGUUUUUCUUUUUGUUUUUAAAUAAGAUCUUAAACAAAAAACAAUGUCACUACCCAGUGCUCGCUUAUGUGCUGGGAGGGGGAAGAACAUCUAAAAAGAACCGACCAGCAUUUCACACAGCUGAGGUUUGUUUUUAACGUGUGCAGUUCUCAAACUGAAACGGUUGCCAAAAAUGUUGGACUGGGAGAUUGGGCCAUUCCUCUGCUGUCUGUUGGGUAACACCAAACAGGGGAAGGGGCUGCAGCUCCCCAGAAUAAUGACACCACCUCCCUUCCUCUUCUGUCCAUGCCCGUGGUGCUGGGUGGGCUGGGAUGGCUGCGUUUAAUGGUCAUCGCGGUCAUUCUGCGAGCAUAGAGGCACAAUAAUCGCUGCCUGGUUGGAGUCAGAGCCUCAGACAAACCUUGUGCUUCACAGUCCUCUGUGUGGAAAACUGAUUCCUAAUUUAACAUUGUAGAAUACUGUAUAACAAACAUUUAUGAUCACGGUACCUGCAAUGGGUUUCCAGUUCAGUUUGCAGUCAAUAGGUUUUUGUAUUAUGAGUGUCUCCUUGAUUGGUUUUGCUAGUAAUUCUGUAAAUUGUACAUUUACAAUAUGAGGUUUUUUUUUUUCCUUUUGUACAAUUUAAAACUGAUGCUUCACCUUUCAUUUAAUAAACUAUUCAAAAUCAUGA